Xyrauchen texanus (razorback sucker) is the source of this 3544-nucleotide messenger RNA. Its product is annotated as zinc finger protein 346-like. The transcript is spliced from 7 exons. Lineage: Eukaryota; Metazoa; Chordata; Actinopteri; Cypriniformes; Catostomidae. The record is from RefSeq and is a predicted model, not a curated record. The coding region runs from base 1 to 915 and encodes 304 amino acids. Gene Ontology annotation, molecular function: nucleic acid binding; zinc ion binding.
AUGAAGAGACUUGCGCUGCGCAUGUGUGAUCUGCGCAUGCACGAUCCGCCUCCUGCAAACAUCAUGGCGCAGCAAGAGCCGAAUGGAGAUUUUCCAUAUUUACCUUCAGGGGCGGCCGAGGUGAACCGGAUGAUAAAGGAGAACAGUGAGCUGUUCUCUGAUUCUCAGUGUAAAGUGUGCAGCGCUGUCCUAAUCUCUGAAUCCCAGAAACUUGCACACUACCAGAGCAAAAAGCAUGCAAGCAAAGUACGUCGAUACAUGAGCAUUCAUGAAAAGGAUGAGCCAUUUGCAAAACGUUUCAAGUCUUCAGAUGAUGCUGUAUGUGAGACAGGUAUUGUCGAUGAAGGGGACAAGUACAAAGCCUGCCAUGUGUGCAACAUGACGUUCUCUUCUGCAGUUGUGGCGCAAUCACAUUACCAGGGCAAAGUUCACACCAAGAACCUUCGCUUAAAAACCUUCGGUCCACAGCUUCCUGCACCUCAGCCCAAAGCCCAGGUGAAAAAGGAUGAACAGCUUCCUAAAGGUGAGCAGGGGCCGGCGGAGGAGGACCCUAACCGCUUCUGCACCAUCUGCCAGGCCUCUUUCAACAACCCCCUGAUGGCUCAGCAACACUACACUGGCAAGAAACAUAAAAAACAGUUGACUAAACACAAGCUAAUGGAGACCUAUGGACCGUCCACUGCACCAGCCUCCACCGUGAAGGGCUACCCAUGUACUGUGUGCAAUAUUGAGCUCAACUCCGUGGAGCAGUACCAGGCCCACAUCAGCGGUUCCAAACACAAGAACCAUGGCAAACCUAAGAAAGGGGCAAAUGCAUUUGUCAGCCCCCCUGAGAACUACCAGCCUGAUUUCCAGUAUGCACCUGAGCAGGAUGGCCCAGAGGACUGGGGCAGCUUCAACCAGGGCUAUGUGUGAUUAGACGCCUUCGCUUCACUGCCCUCUGCUCAUCUGUGACAAGCUUCCUCUGUUUAGGCACAGGUCAAUAUGUGUCUGCACUGUUCGUCUCCUAAUGCCAGCAUUUCACCACACUACGUCCCUUCCUUUCCGUUAUGUCCUUCUCUCACUCUCACACAGCUGAGGGACCACAACAGACUUCCACAGCAAAUUUAUGUUCUCUUCUGCAAAACUGAAGGCAAGAAGGCAAAACUUAAUAGUGUGCUGCUCUUUUCAGUGUUCGGAGUAGUGUUUUGUUUCAUAUUUCUCUUUCGUAGAUGGAGGUCCUGAAAGCAUUUCGGUAGAAUUUUGGGUGUGAUGAAUACUCCUGUUUGUUGUUUUUUUAUUAUACUUAUUUUUUAUUUUUUUUUGCGUGUGUGUUAAAUGAAUGUCUUUGGAGUUCAAAGCUGUUGAAUUUGAUAGUGUGAAAAGUUUGUAAGGACGAAUGUCUUUGUUUUGGGGGCUACAGAGUUCUUUAUUUCCUGACUUUUGAUUGCUAUGUCAAUUUCGGAAACAAUCUAUGUAUUUUUAAGUAUUUUAAAGGAAUAGUUCACAGAAGAUGACAAUUCUGUCUUUUAUUCACUCAUGUUGUUCAAAACCUGCAUGACUUUCAUUCAUCCUUUUGAACAUAAGGGAGAUUUUUGGCAGAAUGUUAGCCUCAGUCACCAUUCACUUUCCAUGCACCCCACUCAUACAAUGAAAGUGAAUGGUGACUGAGGCUUUUAUUCCAUGCAAGAUAGGGCAACAUGAGGGUGAGUAAAUUAUGACAGAAUUUUACAUUUUGGGUAAAGUUUCCCUUUAAAUCAUUGUUUUGCUUGUCCAAAACUGGGCAGUUGUCUCAUUUCACAAUGCUCCUUCCCAUUUCUCUGUAAAAGUAAAGGUUUUAGUAGGAGGCACAAUUUGAUUUUUAACCUUAAAAGUGGUGCUUGAGUGCUAACAUGCAAUGUUGCACAAAAUUGGUGGAGUUUGUCCUAGUGAGUAAAACUGUCAAAUCAUAGUAAAUUAGUGCCAGGUCAUGGGAGAGAUAUUUAUUUAGUUUUCUGUUUAGGGACAGACACCUAAAUUCAUCUUGACAUGUCAAAUCUCAUGACGUAGAUUCUUGCAUUAUACCUGUUCUGCUUUUACUAAAUCAAACUAGUAACACAUUUAUUAGUUAAACUUACUUGUAUGUAAGUUGAAAGCCUCUUUUUAGUGAUUAAUGCAAAAAAUGCUCAAUUUCAAGUAUGACAUGAAAAUUCUCAGAGUUUGAGUAUUUCUGAGCAUAUGUGUAAUACAGAUCUUAUGGCUUGCAUAAUUUAUUUUUGUGAUGUACAUUGCAGUGAUGACCCUUGGUAUACAAAGCGGAUGCUUAUACUGUGUAAAGAUGUAAGCUUUGAGAAAUCAAGAAUAGUUCAAUUAAUCCUUCGCGUCUCCAUAUUAGACUUCGGAUCAUGAAGUAAUUAGUUUAAGGAUGCAUUUAUUUGGGGCUUAAGUUGUUUUGAAUGGUUACUGCAUUGCUUUGUCAUGAACUGAAUGUGAGAAAGACCGUUAGUGUUUUUACUGUAUGUUCUCAAAGUAAAAGGGCCUAGUUUUUACUGUAUUGUUUCCAUGUUGUGUUGACAUGUGCCCGAAAGCUUGUUAAAGGGAUAUUUCACGGCAAAAAUGUAAUUCUGUCAUUUACUCACCCUCAUGUUUUUCCAAACCCAUUUGAGAUGUCAGGCAGACUUCUAACCUCCUAUCAGUCUUUUUUGCAUACAGUGAAAGUGAAUGGGGACUGAAGCUAACAUUCUACCUGACAUCUUUUAUGUCUUGUGGGAAAAAAGUCAUAUGGGUUUGGGACAACAUAAGGGUGAGUAAAUGAUGUCAAUUUUCAUUUUUUGUGAACUAUCACUUUAAAACAAACUGAAAGAAAUACUAUCAGCGAUUACAAUACCCUAACAUUGUAAUGCACAGCCUGCAGAUGAACUCCUGGAUCCCGCAAUGUGCUAUUAACAGUUGUCCUUGCAUUGCGUUUAAGUUUUCAAAGCAGCAUAACAGCAAUUAUGUGCUGAAAUAGGCCUUCAAACUUAAUAUAAUUAGUUGCGUGUUUGUGUUUUUAUUGGUCAAUUUUCUUUUUAACAGACAGUGUGAGCCUAAAAAGAUGUAUGUUACUUUUCAUGUAGUAAAAUGUUUUUGAAAAAGCAAGUAGUCAUUUGUGUUUCAAUAUGCUGCACUUAGACAGUUACUCUGAUGUACCUCAAAGGGACUCUAUGCAUUCAAAUUUGUUCUGUAUUUUUUUUUUUUUUUUACAUUUCUUGUUCUGCAGUCAACGUAAUAUGUAGGUCAAGGUUCCUUGCACCCAAACAGCAGAAAUUUUUGUCUUGCAUGCCCAUUUUCCACCCUUUCUUUGACUCUGAAUUAAAGGAAUAUUCCAGGUUCCUCUUUUUUUCUUUUAUUUUUUAAAGAAAAGGGAGAAUCGGUCUAAAAAAAUAUUAAUAUUUGUGGUAAUAAACAUUAUGCUACAAAUGCUUUUUAAUUGAGCUUUACUUUAAGAAAGGCUAUUUUUGCUACUGUACCUUUAAGACUUUUAUAUAUAAAUCUGUGCUGUAGUGUAAUACAUUUUGUUUGUCUGGAUGGGCCAUAUUAAUGAAUA